Molecule: messenger RNA, 351 nt
Organism: Penicillium mononematosum
Lineage: Eukaryota; Fungi; Ascomycota; Eurotiomycetes; Eurotiales; Aspergillaceae
Exons: 1
Coding region: 1-351 (116 amino acids)
Source: RefSeq, a predicted model, not a curated record
AUGACUAUCCCUGCUCGUGACAGCGUUUACGUUACGGACCGCACCCACUUCCUUCUCGUUCUAGAGACCCAGAUCUUGAAGCUCCGAGCUAACCCGGCUAACCGUCUGUUUGUGGUUGAAGGGCUUCGAGAGCUUGCUCGGCUGACACCUGGCUGCCUUGAGGCUUCGCGUGUCGUCGGUGACCUUGUUUUCCACCAGAUCUGCUGUACCCUUCAGCAUCUUUGGCAGCCCGCGAUUGCCACUCUGUUGGCAGACGCUGAUGAGUUCGAUGGCUAUAGGGUCGCCGAUAGACUUGAGGGUGCACUUCCCCUGGAGGCUCGCGAUCCCUUCAGUCGUCCAGCCACAUGGUAG